AAUAAUUUUAACUGAUGAAAGUUGUUGUACUAUCUCGCGCAAUAUGAAGCUCUCACACGCACGCCUCGCUAUCCUGUUCCUCGCUUUCCUGUUCAUAUCGAUAGCUUUGAUAAUGUUCACUGUUGUUGUAAGUCGGUAUCCGAAUUUCAACAGUGGAAUUGCUCCACGUACCGGGUCCAGGAAAGUUUUUGAACCAUGUUCCUUCCCACGUAAAGUUCUCUGUGAGAAGAAACCGGUGAAAAUUCCUACACCUUCUACGUAUCACACUCACACAGUUUCCGGAUCACCAACUCCGGAACCAGCUUGCACAAGGAAGCUCCUGUGCAAAACCACGGGCAGAACACCGUCUCCAGAACAAACUCUGCCGAAUUUGGGAAGAAAGAUACUCAGUCUUCGUCCUAGAGGCGACGGUCAGAUGAUGGAGAUAAUCCCUUUCCUCCGUCGUCAGUUCCGCAAGUAUAUGGUGAGUCUUGUGGCUCAACAGGAUCCUCCGACUCUGGAGGACCUCUCUCGCCGUGGAAGAUUUCAGUUUAUACCCGGGACCCUGCAGAUCAUGGGUAUGCUGUACCGACUCUUCCGCCUGUGGGAAGCUAACUCGGAGGCGACUAGCGACGAGAAGGGGAGAAGACACGUCAUGUAUCGACUGAUGUCAGAUAUGGCUUCCUUCGUUGCAGAACAAGUCAAAGGUGUUGUUGAAUACUUUUCAGACUUCCGAGUCGAUCCUCCGGAGGAACUUUCUCUGACCGUGCGACCAAAUCUUGUCCAUGAACUCUUGCAAGCAUCUCGGGGUAUGAUUUUCAGCACUGAUGGACCUCCCCGUGCUCUUCACUUUUAUUAUCACACUGCACUCAGCUUGAUAUCAACAAACUUGGAGGCAGGUGGUUUUGCGAGUCAACCUUUCCGGUGCGUAUACAUUGGAAUAUUUUCAUCAAUGUCGAUGGCGGAAAUUCCAGGUUCCUUGGGACCACAUCGGAAGAAUUUACUCGAAUGGAUUUCGUCUCCUGAAGGAUGUAUCAUCCACCCUUCUGGGUUCAUGAUGACUACCUAUGCGUGGUGGCUUGGUGAAUGCACACAUGGUGUUGGUGGUGGUGUUGUGACAGUCGUUCGCACUGCAGUACAAAUCACCCAGACCACCAACGUUGUAGUGAAGGAGGUGACCAUCCAAAAUGCUUCGCAAGAACUUUUGAUUUUUGAGACCUGUUUAAUAGUGCUCGUGAAAGAAUUGAAGGUGACAGCUCCAGAAGAUAGCCCCAAGACAGAUGAUAUAAGCUUGGCCAAUACUCAGAAGGCCACUGUCGAGUAUUCCGUUCUGUCGUUCACACUACUCGUGAAGUGUUACAACUUGGCCUCCGUAGAGUUCGAAUCUCCGAGUGCGACAGCUUGUGGUCAUGUGCGACUGAUUCUGGAGACCGUAGGAGCCAUUCUCCGAUUUCGUCCAGACUUGGAGAUACUAGGGACCGAGGUGUUCGAUCGUAUCGAAAACCAGGUUCAUGUCCGAAUUAUAGAAGAAUCUUGAUGAUGCUGAGAUGAGACAAGUUGCCCACCUUGGAGUCUAGGUAUGGUGCACUUUUUGCACUGGUAUUUACCGUUUGGGUCAGGGUCUAGUACUUGAAACCAACGUGAAAACUUCCCUAUAUUCUUGUGCCUCCUUAGACAAUGUUCUCUGCUUACCAAACCCCAGUCUUUCUUUCUGUUGGAUGAUCCUGGCAAAGGAUUAUGGACCCAUGUACAGGUGCAUCGAUGUUUUCAUUGUGUGCUCCUGCAGAAGUUGCUGCGGGGAUUCAGUCCCGCAUAGUUUUGUAAACAUUUGACAAUAAUAAAGCUUU
Messenger RNA from Marchantia polymorpha subsp. ruderalis, 1826 nucleotides. Lineage: Eukaryota; Viridiplantae; Streptophyta; Marchantiopsida; Marchantiales; Marchantiaceae. The record is from the annotation of a GenBank genome assembly.